This is a messenger RNA of Lactuca saligna, 1484 nucleotides long. The record is from the annotation of a GenBank genome assembly. Lineage: Eukaryota; Viridiplantae; Streptophyta; Magnoliopsida; Asterales; Asteraceae.
AUGGCUCAAGACGAACAUACUUCUAGGUGUAGUAACAGCAGUAGCGGCGGCGGUGGAGGUGGAGGUGGCGGUGGUGGUGGUGGUAGUAGUCAUAGAUCUUCCAAGAAGUUGAAACAUAAGAAAGUGCCACAGAGAGGAAUGGGUGUGGCUCAACUUGAGAAGAUUAUAUCGGAGGAACAACAGAAGAAAGACGUCGUUUUAACCCCAAAUUCAAUCAUUUCUCCGAGCAAUUCUUGUUCCAAUUUGGCCACCAUCCAAAAAGUUCCCAAUUUCCGGCCGCCACCAAUUUCUUCAUCUUCGAUCCCACUUCCCCCACCAUUGCCACCUAAUCACCACCCUUUGAUUUCCAAAACCGAUGGCAUAAACACCAUCUCCGCCUCCUCCUUUUCCAAACCUACAAACACGAUCAGUGGUGGCAGCAGUAGUAAUUGGUGUAGAUUAUGGAGUGAUGGUGAUUACAAUUUCGAAGCGGAGAAACAAAAUCAAAAUCAAAAUCAAAAUCAUGGUAUGGACCACCCUAGAUACACUGCAGCCUUUCCAGCAAAUCUUGGUGGUUUGCCUUACGAAUCCAACCCUCUCAUUUGGCCACCUCCUCCUAAUCUAAUGCUUCAAAAAUCAUCACACUUUCAACAACCUUGUUCUUCAUCAAUGGUGAAUGUUUCAACAGGAACUUCAUCAUCGUCAUCAUCAUCUGUAUUAAAUUUUCAGAUGGAGCCCCCUUCAAACCAAAGCUAUAAUAAUGGCAACAACAACUACCAUCCAUUGUGGCCAGAGGAAGACAAGAUGGUUGGCAUGAAAAGGCCAUACCCGUUUUCAUUGGAAAACGUGCCAAUUCCAUCUUUUCAUUGCAAAUUUCCUUCGGCUUUUGUGUCUCCCAUUUCAAGAUCAGAUGAAUCAGCUUCUUGUAGCAAUGGAGGCACUAUCACCAUGGAACCUGCACAUCCAGUUUUCAGAGAAAAUCCUUCAAGCUCAGGUCUCAUAUCCGAUACAAUAACAAAGAAAUUCAUCGAUGAACACCAAGGUUUGACUUUGACCAGAGAUUUUCUCAAGUUAGCCCCUCCUCAAGCAUCUUGUAUAGGAGAACAGCCUCAAUUCGAAACUCAUAAAGGUCACUCAAAAGAUCCGACCCAUUUGCCUGGAAGAACCGGGUCAAACCCGCAACCUUUUCUUACUUUCUUUCCAGCUGCAAAAACAUCAAUCGGUCAGCCAGGAAACAGCAACGGGGAGGCAGGUGAAACUGUUGAUCUAAAUUUGAAGCUAUAAAUGUCUUUAUUUAUGUUGUCAAGACCUUGAAAAGAGAAAUAAAAUCACAAUUAAACCUCCUUUCUGAUGUGUUAAUGGCUGUUUUUUUACUUAAUCAGACAGAAUGAUUUAAUCAUCAAGUCAAAAAAAAACCAUAUAUGUAUUUAGAUGCUAAUUUUUUUUGCUCUUAAUGAAUAUUGUUAAAGAUUUUUGCUUGAAUAUAACGUUUAUUUUUUACUGUU